AUGAGUGAGAUACUCUUUCUGUGUGGAAGUAAUGAAAAAGCUGUAAUAACAUCGCUCAAUGUUCUUGAUGGUGACAUUGAGGGGUCCGUUGAAUGCCCCGCGGACGAGGUUAUUGCAAAAGCACUUGAAGAUCUUUCAAUUGAUUCUGGCUCUGACUUGCAGAAGGUUCUGAGAGUUCACACAUACACUUCGCGCUCAAGUGCAUUUCAGAAGCUUCAAGCAAUGCUCCCUGCUUUUCGUAGUCGUAUGGGAGCGUUACUUUUUCUAAUAUCUGCCUUGCUUUCUCGAGGACUGGAAAACGUUCAAGCAGAUAGGGAUGACCCCAGUCAACCAUUGGUAACUGCUCCAUUUGGGCAUGCAUCACAGGAAAUCGUAAACCUACUGCUUUCUGGAAAUGCUGCUGCUAAUGUGUUUGAUGGGAAGAUGGAUUUAGGAGGUGGCAUGUUUGUGAAUGGCAUCUCUACACCCGUGGAAGUUGGAUUCCUCACUCUGCUAGAGUCCCUCAAUUUUUGUAAGGUUGGCCAGUAUCUGAAAUGUCCAAGGUGGCCAAUAUGGGUAGUGGGAAGUGAAUCUCAUUAUACGGUGUUAUUUGCUCUUGAUACUAAAGUCCAGGAUGAAAAUGAACUUGAAAGUAGAGAAUCACAAAUCCGGAGAGCAUUUGAUGCCCAAGACCAAAGUGGAGGUGGUGGGUUCAUUAGCGUGGAAGGCUUCCAUCAAGUCCUAAAGGAAACAAACAUUAACCUUCCGUCCGAGAAGCUUGAGCAUCUUUGCGGCACGGGUUUCAUUGUUUGGAGUGAAUUUUGGCAGGUUCUUUUGGAUUUAGAUAAGAGUUUAGGUGGUGUGAAGGAUUCAACAGGAUUGAUGGGUAAGAAGGUCUUUGAUCUUUAUCACUUUAAUGGGAUAGCAAAAUCAAUUGUGAACGGCAGCCAGGCAUUGUCUGGAACUGAAAAUCCGAUACAACGACCUAGACUGACAAAAUUGAGAGUUUCAGUUCCCCCAAGGUGGACACCAGAGGAAUUCAUGGCAGAUGCAUCAGGGCCUUCUGGCGAGAAACAGAAUUCAGUUGAAGUAUCUAAACCUGAGCCGCCUCAGCAUGCACCAUUGGUCGAUUGCAUUAGAACUCGUUGGAAUCGUGCGGUUUGCAAUUGGGAAGGGGACGCACCAAGUAUUGUCUGA
Fraxinus pennsylvanica is the source of this 1176-nucleotide messenger RNA. NCBI's taxonomy places the organism in Eukaryota, Viridiplantae, Streptophyta, Magnoliopsida, Lamiales, Oleaceae. The record is from the annotation of a GenBank genome assembly.